Messenger RNA from Fusarium oxysporum Fo47, 1725 nucleotides. Its product is annotated as amino acid permease-domain-containing protein. The coding region runs from base 1 to 1725 and encodes 574 amino acids. Gene Ontology annotation, biological process: amino acid transmembrane transport. The transcript has 9 exons. The record is from RefSeq and is a predicted model, not a curated record. Gene Ontology annotation, molecular function: L-amino acid transmembrane transporter activity. Gene Ontology annotation, cellular component: membrane. NCBI's taxonomy places the organism in Eukaryota, Fungi, Ascomycota, Sordariomycetes, Hypocreales, Nectriaceae.
AUGGGCUUCUCUUUAUCACGCUGGCGUCCCCAGCCAGACGCUAAACCAGCUGUUAUUAAUGCCGAUCAGAACUAUACGUCUGAUAGCUCUGAUCCCGCUCUUCUUCGCGAUGGAAACCUUGCUUUUACGCGUGUGCAGGGCGGAAAUGACGCGAAGCCUUCGUAUCAGGAGGCCAUCGGCGCGCCCGUCGAGACCAACUCACCUUUAGGCUAUCAAGUUGGAUGGUUGACUAUCAUCUUCUUGAAUGUCAACCAGAUGAUUGGUACUGGUAUCUUCUCGACGCCUGGCAGCAUCCUCAACUCCACAGGAUCUAUAGGUCUCGCUCUGAUCUACUGGUUUAUCGGCUUUAUCAUGGCCGUUGCCGGAUUCUGCGUGUAUCUUGAGUUCGCUAGUUAUUUCCCCAGUCGAUCUGGAGCCGAAGUCGUAUACCUCGAACAAGCUUAUCCCCGACCGAAGCAUUUCUUUCCGAUUGCGUAUGCAGUGCAAUCAGUUGUUUUGUCAUUCAGCAGCAGCAACGCGAUUGUACUGUCUCGAUAUCUCUGGAGAAUCGCUGGAAAGACGCCAAGUGACUGGGAGAUGAAGGGUGUCAUUGCUCACAACAAGUACUCCCUCUGGGCUGUCAAUGUCUUGGGCUUCUUCAAGAUCAUCACUCUAAUCUUCAUUUCAAUCACUGGCUUCGUGGUUCUCGGCGGCAACGUCUCUCGAAUCCCAGACCCAAACGCCAACUUCCGCAACGCAUUCGAGGGCACAACCAACAACGGAAAUGACCUUUCAACAGCUUUGGUCAACAUCGUCUUCUCAUACACCGGCUAUGCCAACGCCUUCAAUGUAGUCAACGAAGUCAAGCGACCGAUCCCAACUAUCAAGAAGUACGGAUUCAUCUCUGUUCUUCUCGUUGCUGUUUUAUACAUGCUAUGCAACGUCGCAUACUUCUCUGCUGUCCCUAAGAAAGAGUUUGCAGAGUCGAAUGAGAUCGCUGCAUCAGUCUUCUUCACCAGUGUCUUUGGUACUAGUGGUGCUGUGACAGCUUUGAAUGUUCUUGUGCUGCUGAGUGCGUACGGUAACCUUCUUGCUACACUGAUUGGCGCUUCACGAUUGAUUCGUGAGAUCGGACGCCAAGGAGUCUUACCCUUCACUACCUUCUGGGUAUCAACAAAGCCCUUCGGAACACCCAUCGGACCCUAUCUACUGAAAUGGGCUAUGACGUUCAUCAUGAUCGUAGCACCUCCUGCAGGUGAUGCAUUUCAGUUUGUCGUGAGUCUGAAGACUUACCCCGAAGGCCUUUUCUUUUUGGCCAUGAGUAUUGGUCUCUACAUCGUCCGGCGUCACAACAAGCGCGUCGGAAGAGGGCCACCAGAGUUCAAGGCUUGGGAUGUCGCAGCCAUAUUUUUUAUUCUCAUUCAGAUCUUCAUCAUCGUUAUGCCAUGGUAUCCUCCCAAGGGCGGCCCCUACGCUGGCGACUACAACCUUUUCAGCAUGAUUCUUUGUGGUGUCUACUACGUAUUCUGGAUUUACAUCAUUCCCAAAUGGAAGGGUUAUGCAAUUCGUCCAGAAGUUCUCGAAGUUGACACAAAUGGCGCCAACACGCAUCGCUUGGUCAGAGUGCCUCUUGUUGAGAUUGAGAAAUGGGAUGCAGAGCAUGACGAAGCUGGGAAUUUGAGGCAACGUCACGUUGGCGAUGGUCCAGUACAGGCAGGCGAGGUACUUGAUCACAAGGAGGUUUGA